AUGUCCAAAUUGGGCCCAAUUAGCCAUUUCCCUCCCCGGUGUCAUGUGACUUGUUAGUCUUACAAGGUCUCAGGUGUGAAUGGGGAGCAGAUGUGUUAUAUUUGGUGUUAUUGCUCUCACUCUCUCAUACUGGUCACUGGAAGUUCAACAUGGCACCUCAUGGCAAAGAAGUUAGAGCGGUUUCUAAAACUAUAUAACUAUGCUCUACAUAAAGAUGGACUAGGCUAUAAGAGGAUGGCCAAGACCCUGAAACUGAUCUGCAGCAUGGUGGCCAAGACUAUACAGUGGUUUAACAGGACAGGUUCCACUCAGAACAGGCCUCGCCAUGGUCGAUGAAAGAAGUUGAGUGCACAUGCUUAGUGUCAUAUCCAGAGGUUGUCUUUGGGAAUUAGACAUAUGAGUGCUGCCAGCAUUGCUUAAGAAGUUGAAGGGUGGGGGGUCAGCCUGUCAGUGCUCAGACCAUAUGCCGUACACUGCAUCAAAUUGAUCUGCAUGGCUGUCAUCCCAGAAAGAAGCCUCUUCUAAAGAUGA
Molecule: messenger RNA, 531 nt
Organism: Staurois parvus
Lineage: Eukaryota; Metazoa; Chordata; Amphibia; Anura; Ranidae
Source: the annotation of a GenBank genome assembly